Solea senegalensis (Senegalese sole) is the source of this 1245-nucleotide messenger RNA. RefSeq names its product aspartate beta-hydroxylase domain containing 1 (gene asphd1). The record is from RefSeq and is a predicted model, not a curated record. The transcript is spliced from 6 exons. The coding region runs from base 112 to 1197 and encodes 361 amino acids. Lineage: Eukaryota; Metazoa; Chordata; Actinopteri; Pleuronectiformes; Soleidae.
AUUUUGUCUUUCUGGUGCUGGAGGAGCUGUCCAGCGGCACGGUGCUGAAGUGAGUCAGACAAAAGCCCUGCGCUUCAUUAAGUACUUCAGUGUCCUUCACAAACUAGAAGGAUGCACUGGCCAAUGAACACACUUCCCAUGCCUCUGUAUGUGGAGCUGGGCGUCCAUUCACUGAGUGGCCUUCUAUGGACUCUGCUGCUCCUGUUUUUGUGGCACUGUUAUCGGAUGGGCUGUGACCUGCCAAUCCCCGGCCAUGCACAUGCUGGAAAGAUCAAGUCAGGCUCAAGGCGCUCCAUGAUGUCCCGUAGCUGCACUGCAACCAAGUGCAGUGCACGAUACAAGCUGUCGAGAAGUGAUCAAAUGACUGCCUUCAUUCCCAUGGAAACGGAGGAGGAUGAGGAGCAGGGACAGGGUUACCUCACCCCUGUGCUGAGUCGUGCUUUGUUUCCAGCUCAGGCAUCUGCAGAGGCCAAAAAACUCUACAAAGCACUGCAGGAGUAUGCCAAGCGCUACAGUUGGGCGGGCAUGGGCCGUAUUCAUAAGGGCCUUCGUGAGCAGAUAGGACUAAAUGAUCACUCUGCUAUACAGAAGCCUCAUCUCUUCUUCCUGCCGGAUGUCCCAAGUGUUCCUUUUUUCCCACGUGAUGCACAUCGACAUGAUAUUGAGGUCUUGGAAGCCAACUAUCCUGUAAUCUUGGCUGAAUUCCAGGCUGUUUACCAGCGGGGUAUCGAUCCAAAACAAGGGUGGACUUGUCUGGGUCCAAAGGGGCAGACAGUGUUUCCCUUGUAUACUGCAGGAGUCUCUGUGGCUGGAAACUGUCGCUCGUGUCCCUGCACGUACCGGACACUUCUCUCUCUACGUACAUUUAUAAACAGCAACUCACUGGGCUCUGCUGGAUUUUGGCUGCUGAGGCCUGGAGCUACAUUGGGCAGUUCAUAUGGACCCACCAAUACACGCCUCCGUUGUCAUCUUGGUCUGCAGACUCCGCCCAUGUGUGAGCUGGUGGUAGGAGGGGAACCUCAGUGCUGGUCAGAGGGACACUGCCUCCUGGUUGACGACUCUUUCCUUCACACUGUCUCCCACAAGGGGCCUCCCGAUACCGGACCCCGAGUCAUUCUGAGUGUUGACCUUUGGCAUCCUAAUGUGGCUGCAGCAGAGAGACAAGCUUUGGACUUCAUGUUCAACCCCGACCUCUGAAUUUGCUCCUGCUAUGUGUAUAUAUAUAUAUAUAUAUAUAUAUAUAUA